Propithecus coquereli (Coquerel's sifaka) is the source of this 5590-nucleotide messenger RNA. It is a transcript of the gene FADD, whose product is annotated as Fas (TNFRSF6)-associated via death domain. NCBI's taxonomy places the organism in Eukaryota, Metazoa, Chordata, Mammalia, Primates, Indriidae. The record is from RefSeq and is a predicted model, not a curated record. Gene Ontology annotation, molecular function: protein binding. The coding region runs from base 136 to 753 and encodes 205 amino acids. The transcript has 2 exons. Gene Ontology annotation, biological process: regulation of apoptotic process; signal transduction.
CUGGCGGAGCAGGAGACCGGAAGGCCGUGGGCCGGGGUGCGAGCGGUCCGGCUGGGCUAGGGGCGGCGAGCCGUGGGUGGUGGCGCGCGGGGGACCGGGUCGGAGCCCCAUCCGCCCGCAGGCCGCCUCGCCGCCAUGGACCCCUUCCUGGUGCUGCUGCACUCGGUGUCGGCCAGCCUGUCGACCGGCGAGCUGACCGACCUCAAGUUCCUGUGCCGCGAGCAGGUGGGCAAGAGGAAGCUGGAGCGCGUGCAGAGCGGCCUCGAUCUCUUCUCCGUGCUGCUGGAGCAGAACGACCUGGAACCCCAGCGCACGGAGCUCCUGCGCAAGCUGCUCACCUCCCUGCGGCGCCACGACCUGCUACGGCGCCUGGACGACUUCGAGGCGGGGGCCGCGGGCGGGGCCGCACCCGGGGAGGAAGACCUGAGUGCAGCGUUUGACAUCAUAUGUGACAAUGUGGGGAAGGACUGGAAAAGGCUGGCUCGUCAGCUUAAAGUCUCUGAGGCCAAGAUGGAUGGCAUCGAGGAGAGAUAUCCCCGUAACCUGAGAGAACGGGUGAGGGAGUCCCUGAGAAUCUGGAAGAAUGUGGAGAAGGAGGAAGCCACGGUGGCCCGUCUGGUGGGGGCACUCAGGGCCUGCCAGAUGAACCUGGUGGCCGACCUCGUAGAGGAGGCCCAAGGCCUCCAGAACCAGAGUGGGGCCAUGUCCCCAAUGUCAUGGGACUCAGACACGUCUGCCUUGGAAGUACCCUGACGGGCUGCUGCUCUGCCGCAGUGGACCAUGGGCAUCCGCACGGGCUGGACUUUGGUUCUUUCCACGAGGGUAGCCAGGUGCCAUCUGUGCCCAGCGCUGCGAAGACACAGCGGAGCCAGGGUGAGUGAGCCCCGCUCUCACAGAGCCACAGACUGGCUGCUUCUGAAUUCAGGCUCUAUCGAUGCUUCCUCCAUGCCAGGCAGGGCCCGGGCGCUGCCCAGAUAUUUCUGUUUAUUCCUCACUGGCACUCUCAGAGCGAGAUCCUGUUGUCUCCACUAAACAGCCUCCUGCAGGAGAAAGUUGGAAAGAGGAUUUGAGGAUCCCACCUCCUUGCCAGUUUUAUUAUCAGAAAGGUACUGAUUUUGAUACAAAAUAGUAGCAAACUACAGAACCGCAGGAAUCACGAUACUCACAAGAACGUUAAUAGAGCGUGAGUGUGAGCGCUCGGCAGACAUCUCGGCUCCUUCACGGUCUGACCACUGGCCACACCAGGUCUCUAGACUUCUGGACCGGGACGUGUCUCACCCAUCACGCGACCUGGUCCUCGUGUCCAGGUCUACCCUGCCGGCCCCAGAGGAAACGGGCAGAACAUCCUUUCUGCCAACCAUGAGGGCAGAGAAAACACAGUGGCUAAAGGCGUGGCACCUGGGCCAGAAGGUGCGGGCACAGACCCCAGCUCUCCUGCUGCUACUCGCAGACUUUGCUCCAGUUCCUCAACCUCUCUGAGCUGGUUUCCUCACCCGCAGAGUAACAGGGGUAACUGCUAAUUUGUACAGAUUCCUUCUACGCUUCUGAGGUAAGCCUAUUAAAGCAAAUGCCUUUACGAUGGAAACCUCCGAAUCACGAAGAAUUUUCCAUGCCUAUUAAUACACUCUGAAACCCCAACAGCUGAUUUCAGUGUUGCUUGCAGCUUGUGGCUUCCGGCCUGUGAAUGUGGCAGCUGGAUUGCUUGACAGCUCACUGGCCACGAGGGCUCUGCUGGAGGUGGCCUUUGCCGCUUUUGGGAUCUGCUUGCCCCCGAGAGGCCUCAAAAUCAGAGGAAAGUGGCCAUUCUUUGUUCCAGCUCCACGGCUGUGACCUUGGGAAAGUCUCGUGCCAUGCUGAACCAUCUUGACCUCGGUUGCUGAAAUUGUAGCCAGGGUUGUGGGAGCACUGUCUCCACCAAGCUGUGGCCCUUGGCCGUGAGCUCCUCCACACCUUCGCCAGAUAAUUCUGGAUGCCGGGCACCAUGCUGCGAGCCAGGACCGUGGCAGUGAGUGAGACAGAAGGGGCCCUGCCUUGUCGGCCCCGAAAGCCUGCCCAGGAGCUGAGCCCGACCCUCUGUUACUCGCUGUACAUCCCCAGCCUCGGUAGCGCCUGCCUUUUCAAUUUUCAGCUCAGGGCUACUUCUGGAAGAAAAACAUCAUCCCUCACGGACUGAAGCGUGAGCAGCUUGGCUUUGGGGAGUAAGUUUUCUGGGAGGGAAAAAGAAUCCCUGUCUCUUGAGCAGAGGCAGAUGUCAGAGCUUCUACAUUCCCAUAAAAGUUUCUGGGAUAAGCUGCUGUAACGUGGAAAUGUCCUGCGUCUCCCUGCGUGCUUCUCACACCUGGCAGGAAUCCCGCCCUGCAUCACACCCGGUGUUCUGAAAGGGGUUUGGGGAAUGUGACAUUAGUGCACCUAAAACUUUCCAUCGCUCGGAGCAAACGCUGGGCCAGGCUCAGUCCCCAGUCUGCCACUGGCUUAACUCCUGGCCUGUCCUGCAGUCCUGUGUUGGGCGAGGGCGUGGGUCUCCUGUCCUUGGCGCUGACGUUCCAGGAUCUGCCCCCCCUGAGGGUGAGGGAGGAGGAGCUCGGGCUUCACAGUGGACCUGGGCCCUGCUCCCAGCCCCAUCGAGCCCUGCCCGGGAUGCGGCCUGGGGUGGGAUUCCCAGCCUCAGUCUUCUCUGUGCCGGGCCGCACAUGCUGUCCACCUCCAGGACUGGAGGGGGCUGGCCCAGCCCGGGCAGCAAAGCCACAGGGCAUGGUGACGUGCGGCACACUUGCCCCACGAGGCGAAUGUUGACGUGCGCAAGAGACUGCCCCAGGAAGGUGGGACUCGGCCAAGCAGAGACAUCCCUUUGUUCAGCCAGGCCCAUGAAGCAGCCACUGUGGCUGGGCACUGUGCCAGACGCUGGGGCUGCAGCUGAGCAAGACGGGCAGCUGUCCUCAGGGAGCACCGAAUUUUCCCAACUUCGUGAAACAAAGGGGAAAAGGGCAGAACGUAUACACAAGUGUCUGAAAAAGCAUAAAUGCUCAUAUAAUCACUGACAGUGGAGAGAUAAUGAUAAAUAUUUGAUAAUGGUGAUGAUUUUCUAGAUGAUAAGCUGUGUAUACUUUAUAUUUUCCACAUUUUCUGUAAUGUGUUUUUUAUUUUUUAAAAAAGACCCACCAGAUGCUGUAAUAGGCGCAGCCUGGACUGUUCGAUGGGGAGUGUUCCCAGAGAGCAGGGAGCGUGUGGGCUCCAGUCCUGGCUCUAAAAGGGGCCACUGGGUAAAAAUUACUUGUCAAAAUCUGGGGCGACUCGUUUCUCAGGUGCCUUUAAAGCAAGCAGUGAGAUUUCACCCAGAGCCCCAGGGACCGGUCCAGAGGUUACUCUGUUGCCUCUUUACGGUCUACUCAGAACCCCUGAGCUCAGCAGUAGCCUGUGGCCAUGGGGCACCGCCCUCCUCCCCCCAUCUGGACAGAUCUACAGCGGCAGGACCCUUCCCGGGCACUGACUGGAACCUCUUCCCCACGGGGAAGGUAUCUUCACAGCCUCUCCUGGGACCGAUGGGACCCGUGUCCACUCAGCAUCAUGACCUUUGGGACAGGUUCAGUUACACCCCAUCCUGAGUAGGAAACUGCUAUAAUUUUUGGACAAGGAUUUCUUGUACCAACUUUACCAAAAAAAGAGCUAUGUUCCUCUUUUUUUUUUUCAAUCCCGUAAAAUCUGUUUCUGAAAAAGGUGCGCAUAAGUUACAGGAUUUACUUGAAAACUGAAGAGCCACAUCUUGCUCUCCUAGUCCUCUUCCCCUGAGAAAGAAAAGCCCGGAUGUCUGCGCUUUGCAGGGAACUUCGGGCCUGUGCAGGGGAAUUUGAUCCAGCGCUUGCUGGGACAAAGGGUCAACGCCCUUGUCUUCAGGCUCCCAGAUCUGCAGGUGCCUUGCCUCCGCCUAGCGUUACGCAGCGCCGCCCCCGGGACCGUGGGCCCCUCACGCUCUAGCUGCCUUAUGCCCCCGGCACGCCUGAGACGGCUCCCUGCCACACCGUACCUGCUCCGUCCCAGGCUGUCACUGCCCUGUGUGCUUCUGUGUUCUGUCUUGCUCAGGCUCUGGGGCUCUGGUACUUCUCGAGACCAUUCUGUCUGCCAGCCUUCCUCUGAUCUCCCUCCUGAGCCUUGCCUAGCCCAGGUCCCUUCGCCCGCUGUGUCUCUGUCUGGCCCUGAUCUUUCUCCUAGGCCUGCAGACCCACGUUGAAGACAUAGAAGAAAAUCCAUUUCUUGCUUUUUGCAGCUUCUAGAAGCCACCUGCCUUUUAAUUCACGGCCCUUCCCUCCAUCUUCUAGCCUACACUGUAGCAUCUUCCGAUCUGUGACUGACUCUCCUGCCUGUCUCAGAAAGAUUCUUGUAAUUACACGGGGCCACCUGGCUAAUCCAGAUGGUCUCCCCAUGUCAACAUCCUUAAAUCCACAUUUGCCAAAACCCUUUGCCAUGUGAAGGAAAGUGUUCAGAGGUCCUGGGAUGAGGAUGUGGGCAUGGUCGGGGGCGGGCGAGGGUGCCUCCUCUGCCCGCCACACGCGUGGCACUCAGCAUCUCCUGCACCUGUGCCCAGUUCCAUGCUUGACACCACAGAGCCUCCUUCUUCUCACUGGUGCCCACUCUUCUCCCCCAUGUUUACCUGAGACCUCAGGAGCAUCCCUCCUGGCCCUGCUGCCACCGCGCUCCCGGCAGGGCCUGGCCCCUUCUCUCUGGACAGCCUCAGCGAGUGACUUCCUAACUCAUCCUCCCUCUGGUGUUGCCUCAUCUCCCCACCCCCUCUUCCAUCCCACCCUGCCUGCAACGGGAAACAAACCGAAUCACACUGUAGACCCUGACUCUGUUCUUGGAAACCAUGAGCUCUGUACACAUUUUUUAGUUUUAUGUUCUUAUUUCCAGAUAACCAUUCUGAGUCAUCGUGCUGCCCACUUUCUAACCACACCAUUCCUGUGUAAAUUGUGUCUGGAACCAGACCAUGACAAGGACAGCACGUGCUCGUGCCAAAACGACCAGUCACCCCUACAUCUGCUGAUCUGAAGGCAGGGCUUCUCUUACAGGGAACACUUGCAAUUGAAAGCCGUUUUCCUCAAAGAAGCCCUUAGUUUUUUGUUGUUGUUUUUUUUCCUUAGUUUCUUGAGUCAUUUACUAAGUUGAGACCCUGUGGCAAGAAUCGUGUAUACCAACCCUAUUAAUUGUCGCCGAGGAACAGAGGCCGAUUCAACCUGUGAAUGGGGUCCUCAUCGAGGGAAAGCCAAGUGACACAUGAACCAAGUUUUCAUGGUGUGGCUUGAACAGAAAAAGAAUGUCGUGGGCCAUUUGAGUGACCCCACGCACAGGCCAGGCACGAGGCCUCCCAAACCUACCUGACAGCACUCCGUAGACGUGAGGCUACAAUUUUAUUUCAGCAAAACGUCAUGUGUUAUUUGAUGGUUAAGCAGAAUGAGCUGUUUGGAAUGAAAAAGUGCCGAAGCUGGUUGGUGAUAAUGGUUGCACAGCGUUGCGGAUGUACCUAAUGCCACUGAGCUAUGCAUUUAAAAUGAUAAAGUCUGUGUCGUGUAUAUUUUGCCAUAAUUAAAAAAUAAAAACA